CGGGUUCCGAGCGACUGCAUAACCUGGUUCUAUGGUAAGAAAUGAGGGACUCUGGACUGCUGAUCUACUCGCCGAUCAUUGGAUUUGCAAAAGAGUGCGGCAGAAUGUCUUUCAAAUGCAAACAACCUAUAGCUAUACACCCUGCUCAGCCAUGGGCGUCAAGCAUAAUAGAGGUACGUUACGAGAAAAAAAUCAAAUGGACGGUACCUUUUUGAUCGAGCAGCGUGCUCACCUGCAAUGUUCUCAACAAUGGUAUCGUCACCUUUUAAAUUCAAGGCGUUCUUCACCCGUCAUACUUUUCCAUUAUUGGCAACCAUGGUCACACAGUCCCUUAUUCUCGGUUUUGGAUGGGGCUUUAUGGGCGCCCUCUGGUAUUACCAGUACAUGGCCCUCCCGGAUUGGACAGUCAAAUUAAUUCUCGAAUACCCAACGACCAUGACUUUGGUGGUAUCUCUAAUCUCCACUGUAUUGUCUGUGAUCACGACAAGCCUGCUCGCAUUCUCGAUGAAGGAGGCUCUGAGGCAUGACUUAGCAAAGGGCAUCUCGCUGUUCGGGCUCCGCGCUGCAAUUGCGCUGACGAAACCGACUUGGAUUAUCUGCAGAGAUAAGAGACACUGGAAGUACGUUUUGCUCACAGGCACCGUCUUCGCGAUGAUGACUUUUCUGAAUUCCUGUUGGAACACGCUGCUCUUGCCAACGCUGAUCGAGUGGUCAGUCACACUAUCAGGAACUGAACUGGACAUUAGCAACAGUGCCUUUAACGAUAUACUGAGUGCGCUUUUGUUAAACAAUUCAGCUCAAUCUACAUAUACCAAGGCAUUCGAAACGUUGGAUAUUACUGCCCUCUUCAGUGGCGCUUCUGCCGCAAGUUAUGAUGCCGGUGUGCGCACAAGCAGUAUCUUUAAUUAUAAUGGAGUCUCGUACAGCGAGUCGACAAAUGGUCUUCUCCCUGCUGUGAAUGAUUCUGAUUACAGCGGCUCUCCUGUUGCCCAGACCGCAGUUGGACUUGCUUUUACCAGUGGUUUCGUGCCAAUCAAUACAACAAUUGACUUAGGUCGCCACCGUUUUGGUUCCCCUCCCCAGGGUCUCGGAAAGAACUAUACCGUGACCCAGCAAGGCCUCACUGCAGAGGUCAACUGCCAAGAGCGGAACAUUUCUGUAUACUCUUAUAGCGCCAAUUCGAAUAACUUCUCAGUUUCAUUUCCCACUGGAGACAGCAUCGGCUUGACGAUGUGGGAAGUGGUAACAGAGUGUCCAAAUGGAAACAGCUCUAUGUUAUACUCGACCUUUGCAAACGCGACUACUCUUGACAUGAACCCCGAUACUGAGGGCUUUCUUCCAACAGUCGUGUGUCCGCAGCCAGGCGCUCCAGGUUUCAGCCCGUACACGUUCGAUAUUCUAAUGGCAGGCCGUGCUAAAUAUGCGUUCCUGCCUACAACGGUCUGCGAGGUCGUACUGUACGUGACGACAGUGGACGUCACAUAUGAUCAAGGAAUUGUUUCGGCAGCGGUAACUGAUCGUCGUCCUUUCGAAGACUCGAACAUGGCCCUCACUGAGUUCAUUGCGAGUGCGAUCAUGUACCAAGCAGAGAACAAUCAAGGCUUCCAGGCCAAUGUUAUCGGGGACUACUUGACUGCUUACGUUGAUAGCAACUCAACGGAUGCCAUUUUCCGUCAAAUGGAAGACUAUUGGCGCGGGGUGGUAGAAUUCAGUGGCACAUUUUUGAGAUCUGGUUUCUCUGCCACCGGCGGUCUUCCCUGGACAGAAAUACCUUCCCACAUGUCUGUUGUCACGAAUGGCACCAUGUUCGUUAACACGUAUGGCUGGGAAGAAGGGCGUCCCAUCUACCUGUUCCUGUUUGUGAUCUUCACGCUCAUUUGGCUGGUAACUGUCAUUGCCGCUGGAUUCAGCUUGAGGAAAGAACUGCAACAUCCGCGGGGAGGCGGUGUCAUGUUUGACUACUGCGACCCCAUUCACCUCAUCACGGCUGCUGCGGCUGGUGGGCUAGAAGGGAAGCUCUAUGGUCUUGAGCACCCUGAUUGUUUGAAGAGGAAUGAGGAGAUUGAGAUUCGGUAUGUGGAAGAGGGGAUUAGCCAGCAGGGAAGGAUGGUCAAGAAACGGCUAGAGGUGGUAUCUCGUCCUGAACUGCAGCCUACCAUGCAGAUGCCGGUGCCGGAACCGCACCAUAAUACCUUGCAGAUACAGGUGCCGGAUUUACGUCGAUGGCACAGUAACUUCAUAUAGCGAGGAUGCAUGAUGGAUUUCAUUACAUAGUCGGCCGGCGGCAGGAACAUGGCUGGAUCCGAAAUACUGCUUCGAUGACAGCGUCUGUACCGAUUCAUCGAGCUGCAUGUUCCUUAUUCAUACUCAGAUAUACCGUCUCGUAGUCAC
Suillus clintonianus is the source of this 2391-nucleotide messenger RNA. RefSeq lists its product as uncharacterized. The record is from RefSeq and is a predicted model, not a curated record. The coding region runs from base 238 to 2244 and encodes 668 amino acids. The transcript has 11 exons. NCBI's taxonomy places the organism in Eukaryota, Fungi, Basidiomycota, Agaricomycetes, Boletales, Suillaceae.